This is a messenger RNA of Papilio xuthus (Asian swallowtail), 1862 nucleotides long. It is a transcript of the gene Ipk2, whose product is annotated as Inositol phosphate kinase 2. Gene Ontology annotation, molecular function: inositol-1,4,5-trisphosphate 3-kinase activity; inositol tetrakisphosphate kinase activity. NCBI's taxonomy places the organism in Eukaryota, Metazoa, Arthropoda, Insecta, Lepidoptera, Papilionidae. The transcript has 7 exons. Gene Ontology annotation, biological process: inositol phosphate biosynthetic process. Gene Ontology annotation, cellular component: cytoplasm; nucleus. The coding region runs from base 172 to 1494 and encodes 440 amino acids. The record is from RefSeq and is a predicted model, not a curated record.
UUAAGUGUAGUCCAGUUUAAUGUUAAUUUUGUAAAAUUUUACAAAAUUUUCAAAUCAACCAGACAUUAAAUUCAUUCAAAUUUUUACAAAAACUUUGGGAUAGUGCCAGCAAAAUGUGUGAGCUUGCAAGCUGUCGUAAAAUAUGCUCUUCAAUGACAGAUCGUUUGCUAAAUGAGUGAUGUGUGCCAACAGCAGAAAAAGAGGCAGCCGAUACGGCGGAUGAGAUCCAUUUAUCAGGUGCACUACGGUCUGCGUCCACGCGAGGACGAGAUGACGGCGCGGCCAUUUGUGCUGCCGACGGAGUCUCCAGAGGUGCACAGGUACGCGCUCCAGGUAGCUGGUCACCAGACCACAAAGGAUACAAAGUAUCUAGGUCUUCUCCAAUGCAGCAACGGCAGAAUACUAAAGCCGAUAUUAAAGGAAUCUCAGAAGCGCGAAGUGGAUUUCUACGAGCGGCUGGCGAGCACCAAGGACCCUGAUUUGUUGGAGUUGCGCAAGUUCACGCCGCAGUACUACGGCGUGCGACAGUUCGCGUACAAUGGACACGAAUUGGAGUACAUAAUGCUGGAGGACCUCACUGAGAGGAUGCUGGAGCCCUGCAUCAUGGAUGUUAAGAUUGGUAAGAGGACUUGGGAUAAGUUCGCGAGCGCGGAGAAGAUAGCGAGCGAGGAGAGCAAGUACCGGCGCUGCAAGCAGGAGUACUGCUUCUGUAUCCCCGGGUACCAGGUGUACCGGGUGGACCGCGGGGACCUGCACAAGUACGGCAAGGACCACGGCAAGCGUCUACACGGACACAUGGUCAUCGCCGCGAUCCGCAACUACCUGAACGCGGGGUGUGUGGGGGUUGAGGGUGGGGGUGGUGGUGGUGCGGAGGUGUCGGCGUGCCGCGCGCUGGUGCUGCAGCAGGUGGCGUGCCUGUGGGCGCUGCAGAGAUGGGCGUCGCGCGCUCGCUCGCUGCGUCUCACAUCCACGUCUCUGCUGCUCGUGUACGACGCGGCCAGACUGCGCACUUGCUGCACACAAAAUCGUUCCUACAAGCCGAUAGCGAGACGCAAAUCCAUACAUUCCACGGACAGUCCCACUGCGGGCUCCAACUUCAGCGGUCAGCUCGGCUCCAAGGGGCCGGUCUACCGUAAAGUGAACUCUGUACCUCUCAGCCCCAUGUCAGUCGCACGCAACUACUUCUCACCUCCUCCUCCUAUCACAUCGCCCUGGUCUGAAGCCUUGGAACGAUUAAAUCAUAAUCAUUCCUUCGAACAUAACUAUGAAAAUAAAUUAUCUAAAAUAAAAAUGAAUUAUCGAGCGACAUUGGAUCAACUGUGCAGUGAGAUGCCUCACCCCAACCCCUGGGGCACGGUCAAGCUGAUAGAUUUCGCACACGCUUACUUUGAUGAUGAUGAAGAUAACGUCGACUACAAUUUCAAAGAAGGCAUCGAUAGUUUGGUUCAAAUCUUCGAAAUGUUACUCCAAGAGACUGAUGAUCAGGUUUUCUGACAAAUUUGUCAAAAUUAAUCAUAUGAGGAAAGUUCAUAGAAAACCUCACAGAAAUUGUCUACUUUUUUUUCAUAUAUAGUAGUCAUAAAAGUGAUAAUAUGGAGGUGGACCGUUACUGUGUAAACAUACUUGUUUGAAUACAUCGUCCAUUAACCAUAGGUUUUUGAGACCAAAAUCCUCGUUAAAAACAUUACAUCUGCUGUCAUAGAUAAGUCAAUAAACAACAAUAAACAAGACUUAACACAAUGUAAUUUAAUAUAAUAUUGUUAAAACUAAUAAUAAUUUUGUUCAACCCUUAAUAGCCUGAUUUACAUACGAUAGUUAUUUAUUUUUAACAUUACUGUGUUUGCUUGAUAAAAUAAAACAAU